Patiria miniata (bat star) is the source of this 3927-nucleotide messenger RNA. RefSeq lists its product as uncharacterized. Gene Ontology annotation, molecular function: protein binding. The record is from RefSeq and is a predicted model, not a curated record. The transcript is spliced from 7 exons. Lineage: Eukaryota; Metazoa; Echinodermata; Asteroidea; Valvatida; Asterinidae. Gene Ontology annotation, biological process: signal transduction. The coding region runs from base 1120 to 3927 and encodes 935 amino acids.
UCAUCUAUAGAAUGCCAUGCAGCUUCUGCGCUACGGAUGCCUCUGUAUGGCAUAGUUGACACCUUUUACCGCUCAAAAUAUUAGAAGAAUUCCCCUCAUUUACACUGUACAAUUUCCAUUGUCGGUUAUGCUCUAACUGUCACGGAAACUGAUAUGUAAGAAGAAAAAAAUACAUUAAUCACGCACAAUACAUUAGAAUAGCGGCAGAUUAUAGUGACUAAAUACACUCGUUGGAGACAGGCCUACAUAAUGAAUCGGCAUUGUACAUUGUACACGGAAUUUACGCCACGUAAUUUUCUGGCAUAGAGCCAGUUGCCUGCGAACAUCAUGUAGGCUAUAAUGUUGCGCAGUCACUCGUGACAUGAACAAUUCGUAUGUGUACUGUCCCCAUUAUAUUGUUCGAUGACUGGUAUCGCUAGUUUUAAGUAUCGAAGUACAUGUAAUCUAGUUUACCUUUACCUGCAAAACUCCGAUUAUAAGCGCGAUUGCUAUACCAACAGUGCCAUAAUAAUACUUUUUUUUAGUGUGAUGUAUCAGAGCCACCAUGCACAAACUUGCUGACUCAAACUUCUGGAAUUCCUUUGUUUGAUAACAUAUUCUUUGUUGGGGCCAAUCGCAUGCGAUAUAAUCGCUGUAUUGUAAUCAGAGAAAGUCUCGUUGAAAGCUCACCUACCAGUUUGAAAUGCUCGCCGUGACGUUUUACCUAACUGUUGUUGGUGACCAGAUACCAUGUCCGUCAUAAUAUAGGUACAUGUUAGGGUCUAUGAAAAGACACGUAGGUAAAUGCAGCAAAACAGGUAUUCGGGAUUUCCCAAGGUACAUUGUGGCGAAGUGACUAACCACUUAUUUUCAGCCACAACUUCGGUAUUGCGCAACUUGUUCCGUGUACAUACGUCAUCUUGUUGGCUGUGUUGUUCCCCUUUCCGUUUUGGGGUUUGUUUUUAUUUUGGUUUUGCAACUGAAAUAGUGCAGUUGGUACUCCGCCGUCUAUGCUUUGGCAGGAACCGCCGGACACGACACGACAAUCGGCAUCCUGCGCUCACGGUACCAUUUUCUGUGCUGUGAUAGUGGAUUUUACUACGCGUGUUUCAACUCGUUAAUCUACCAAAAGAUGUGAUUAUGCUACAAAGGCCGCAGAACAUCGUUCGGUCACUGACGGCGAUGACCAGUGCCUGUUUCAUUGGUGCCGCUAGGAUUGUGUACAAUCCACAUCAACAAGGCGACAAUAGAGGGCGCCCUCCCGACAGACUGCUUAAUGACGUUGCUAAGGAAAUCGUAAGUGACUGGAGGAGGCUGGGGAUUGAUCUUGGCCUCAGUCGGGCAACCAUUGCCAACAUUGAAAGACUACCCAACAAAGACGAACAAGACAAAGCGUUUGAGAUGUUGACAAGCUGGAAGCAGAAAUUGAGAAAUGGGGAGGACGGCUUCAGACUCCUAGUUGCCUCACUAAGCAAGUGGGAGCGAAACGACCUUGUCGAGAUGGUUGAGAAUGCAUGUCUUGAGAUGCCAGUGGUUAAUCGUGAUGACUUGGCAGCUCGCAUCAGAGGGAUGCUUAGAUCUAAAUACUGCGGGCAUCGUAUCGUCACCACCUCCUCAAAUGGCGAAGUAAAAUUUGAAUUGCCUAACAUUUUCACUCCCCUGGAACUCACUAAGAAGGCAGUUGUGUCAACAAGACUAGGAGCACACAUGGAGCUGCUUGACUUGAGAAACUCCGAUGGGGACAUGUACAAGCAAAUCCUGGUCAGAGGACCGAUGGGAUGCGGGAAGACUGUUCUCUUGAAAGCCAUUUCGCAGGAUUGGUCUAAGCAAAAUGCCAAUCUUAGCAGCUCCGCCAGCAUGUAUGAGUUGAUGUUUUCCAUUGAUCUCCGGGACGUCAGCGAAGCAGAAGACCUGGCCGAUCAUGUCUUUAAGCAGCUUCUGCCCGAUGAUAUCACAGACCUGUCCAGUGACUCUCUCCGAUCGUAUCUCGAGGAUCCAGAGAAGCAGUCUAGAGUCGCUGUCCUCCUCGACGGGUUGGACCAACUCACCUGCUGCGGUAACAAACUCAGCUCUAAAGUGGUCCCCGAGUAUUUCUACAAGCUGAUCACGAAGAAGGUCCUGAGGGAGAGCUUGGUCAUUGUGGCUUCCCGCACUCUGACGAAGAAGCUUCCCGACUCUUACCAAAUAGUAGACGUGGGGGGCCUCAGUAAAGAGGCUGUCACUACUUACGUCGAGAAGUUCUUCCAAGGGGAUAGUGCAAAAGCGCACUAUCUCCAGGAUGUCCUAGUGAGCUACUCACCAGACCUGAGAGACUUCUCGACGAGCCCAAAUAUUGCCUGUGCUCUCUGUGAGCUGUUGAACUCUAAGGGUGAAAGGGGGUUUCCUACGAAGUUAACAUCGCUUUACGACAAGAUAUUUGAGGAUAUGAUGAGGCAGUACCAGUCCGAUAUCUGCUUACACGGCAAUGGUCCAAUAAGAUACUUGGCCAAAAGCGUCCUGAAAUCUAUGGAUCUCGCGGACGUUUUCCCAACAUUUCACAACCCAGUCCCAGUCAGAGACGAACAACUUGGAAGGUUCUUCCAUGACAUCGGGAAGGUGGCUUUACGGGGCCUUCUUGCCCACAGAGAGAAUCAGGAUUUUGAAGAAUCCGACUUCGGGAGAGACACUCUGGCGAUAGCCAGAUCAGUUGGUCUUCUGGUAAAAGGCGAUGAAACCUCUGCAGUUAUCAGGUUUUGUCAUCAAAGCAUGCAGGAAUACUGUGCGAGCAAAUACUGUCAGAGCCUCGCCGCAUCAAAGCCGACUAAAUUUAGAAAGAAACUUUUGGAGAAAGACAGUUUGGUAGACCUUGUGAACCUGUACCGGUUUUGCUGCGGGGGAAGCGGGGAAAGCAGUGAUCUUGUCAUGAAGUUAGUCGUCCCAUGUCUGGCUCAGAAAGAAGUAGCCGUCGGAAGCUGUCUGGAGGGAAGGGUGGCUCUGGCUUGCCUGACUGAGUUCCACUCAGAUGACUUCCUCCGGCAUUUGGUGGGGUUCCUUACCAAAGAAGGUUCGAUCAAAGUUGAGUACUCGUUCUCCGGCUCCUGCCUCCUGCGCGACUUAUGCAGUGUUCUUGCCACAGCACAUGGCAGAAAAGAAUUCAGGCAUAACCUAGAAAGUGUGCACACCUUGGAUGUCAGUUGUAGGAUGAACACCGGAUGUAUCAGGCGUAUCGCAGAGAUGGUAAGGCAACUGAGACAUCUGCAAACAGUCAGUGUGGUCGACAAUUCUAACCAAAUCCCGUUUCAGCUGGAUACAGCUCUGAACGGUGAAAGAGUUGCUCUGCAUCCGGUGAGUGAGCUGUCUUCAAGUCUGAGACGCCACCACCUCUCCAAGCUGACCGUUAUCAACUGCGGCUUAGACUCCAGAUGCCUGGCAUCAGUGCUGAGCCAGCUGCCUGAUUUGCAGUCCCUGGACCUGUCAAACAAUCCAGGGAUCAUCUGGUCCCGGCUCCGGAUGACUGCCCAACCUCCCAGGUUGACGACGUUGACUCUGAGGCAGUGCGGAAUCAACAAAGACCAAGUAGGCAGCUUUGUCCAGUUUCUCCAACAGCAGCCGGAUCUCGUAGAGCUUGAUAUUGACAGGAAUGACCUGGACACGUCCGGUCUUGGCCUCAUCCUGGACGCCCUCUGCGACAUGGGGAAGCUCCAGAUUGUCUCUGCAGAAAGGAGGCGCUCGGACGGCAUGCUGCUUCCUCACGACGAAACCGUGAGGAUGCUAAGACGUUGCAGUACCCUGAAGGCGCUCAACGUGAGCAGAUGGGAACCGAUGGACGAAGACGCUGGAGCAGAGAUGCUUGAAGCCGCAAGCAAUCUGGAUGACUUCCAGGCACUCAUAUUCGAUGAGAGAUCAGUCAUUGUCGACGAGUUAGGAAAUGUAGCUACUUCGCAAGCCCUUAUAGUAAUCCAGCCAUAG